Messenger RNA from Coregonus sp. 'balchen', 20122 nucleotides. The record is from the annotation of a GenBank genome assembly. Lineage: Eukaryota; Metazoa; Chordata; Actinopteri; Salmoniformes; Salmonidae.
GUCUCCAUGACUAUGAUGAGUCCUCAGCAGAUGCAGCAGCUUCUGUCCCCGGGUCAGCUCCAGGCUCUGCUCCAACAACAGCAACAUGCUAUCCUGCUCCAGCAGGUACAGCACAAUCCAAUCAACAUUACUAUACUAUGCUGUAUUACUAUACUAUUUGGUAUUUUAUUAGGAUCCCCAUUAGAUGUUGCAAAAGCAGCAGCUACUCUUCCUGGGGUCCACACAAAACAUGAAACAUGACAUAAUACAGAACAUUAAUAGACAAGAACAGCUCAAGGACAGAACUACAUCAAUUAAAAAAUAAUUUACUAUACUAUACUACAGAGGUCUUCAACCUUUUCUUGCCCAGGGACCACCGCCCAGCCAAUCCGGCGACCCAGCGACCCCCAUCAUAUGUUAGCAAAACAUGUUUUUUCCCACAUGUCUUGUCUUAUUGUCCUGUGAAUGGUAAUGGAAAAGACAAGUAAUCAACAUUUUAAAAUGAAUAGAUUUGGUAGAUAAUUUUUCAUUAUUUUGACCUCCCCACACUAUAAUUGGAAGAAGAGUAAACUUGCAGCAUAGCCUAUUGCUAGAAAAGGUAACUCCAUCCCAGGGCUGUGACGUUUAUGGAAUUUGGGGUAACGAUUAAUUGCCAUGCAAAUUCCCACAAUUAUUGUCAUAUUUUGUUAUUUUUGUUGAAAAAAGUUUUGAGCUUGUAAUGCAUCUUUGAAAAUUAUCUACGACAAAGCUAAUGAAUACAACACGGCUUUGGUGACACCCCUGUCUCAAAAACAAAUGGUUUUGACAGCUUACAACUUUUGGAAAUGAAGCUUCUCCUCCCAACUGUGUCAUUCUGCUCGUAAAAAUGAUUACCAACUUUACCCACUUUAAAAACUGAUACUGGGUAAACUAUAUCUACUUGAUUAUAAAGUUGAAUCCACCCUUCUCCUAAAUGAAUGUAUUAAUACGAUAAUUGUGUCAGCCCAAACUCAUGUUCGCUAAUAGCAGCUGUUUAGCUGGUUAAACAAGGUUUGUAUUUGUAUUUAUUAUGGAUCCCUAUUAGCUGCUGCCAAGGCAGCAGCUACUCUUCCUGGGAUCCGGUAAAAUUAAAGCAUUUAUACCAUUUUAAAACAUCCAGAGUGAUGCAGCGGUCUAAGGCACUGCAUCUCAGUGCUUGAGGCGUCACUACAGACCCCUGGUUCGAUUCCAGGCUGUAUCACAACCAGCUGUGAUUGGGAGUCCCAUAGGGCAGCGCACAAUUGGCCCAGGGUCGUCCGGGUUUGGCCGGUGUAGGCCGUCAUUGUAAAUGAGAAUUUGUUCUUAACUGACUUGCGUAGUUAAAUAAAAGGUUAAAUAAAAAAAUAAAAAAUAAAAAACUAUACGUUCAUAACAGAUUUCACAACACACUAAGUGUGUGCCCUCAGGUCCCUACUCCACUACAAUAUAUCUAAAACACAAAAUCUGUGUGUGUAUAGUGCGUAUGUUAUCAUGUGUCUGUGCCUAUGUUUAUGUUGUUUCACAGUUGCCACUGUUCCAUAAGGUGUAUUUAAAUCUGAUUCUGCUGCUUGCAUCAGUUACCUGAUGUGGAAUAGAGUUCCAUGUAGUCAUGGCUCUAUGUAGUAUUGUGCGCCUCCCAUAGUCUGUUCUGGACUUGAGGACUGUGAAGAGACCUCUGGUGGCACAUCUUGUGGGGUAUGCAUGGGUGUCUGAGCUGUAUGCUAGUUUUUUAAACAGACAGCUCGGUGCUUUCAACAUGUCAAUACCUCUCACAAAUACAAGUAGUGAUGAAGUCGAUCUCUCCUCCACUUUGAGCCAGGAGAGAUUGACAUACAUAUUAUUAAUGUUUGUUCUCUGUGUACAUCCGAGGGCCAGCCGUGUUGCCAUGUUCUGAGCCAAUUGCAAUUUUCCUAAUUCCCUCUUUGUGGCACCUGACCACACGACUGAACAGUAGUCCAGGUGUGACUAAACUAGAGCAUGUAGGACCUGCCUUGUUGAUAGUGCUGUUAAGAAGAUAGAGCAGUGCUUUAUUAUGGACAGACUUCUCCCCAUCCUAGUUACUGUUGUAUCAAUAUGUUUUGACCAUGACAGUUUACAAUCCAGGGUUACUCCAAGCAGUUUAGUCACCUUAACUUGCUCAUUUUCCACAUUAUUUAUUACAAGAUUUAGUUGAGCUUUAUGGUUUAGUGAAUGAUUUGUCCCAAAUACAAUGUUUUUUUUUUAUAUUUAGGACUAACUUAUUCCUUGCCACCCAUUCUGAAACUAACUGCAGCUCUUUGUUAAGUGUUGCAGUCAUUUCAGCCACUGUAGUAGCUGACGUGUAUAGUGUUGAGUCAUCUGCAUACAUAGACACACUGGCUUUACUCAAAGCAUUAGUAAAGAUUCAAAAAAGUAAGGGGCCUAGACAGCUGCCCUGGGGAAUACUGAAUUAUACCUGGAUUAUGUUGGAGAGGCUUCCAUUAAAGAACACCCUCUGUGUUCUGUUAGACAGGUAACUCUUUAUCCACAAUAUAGCAGGGGAUGUAAAGCCAUAACACAUAUGUUUUUCCAGCAGCAGACUAUGAUAGAUAAUGUCAAAAGCUGCACUGAAGUCUAACAAAACUUUUUAUCAUCAAUUUCUCUCAUCCAAUCAUCAGUUAUGUGUGUAAGUGCUGUCCUUGUUGAAUGCUCUUCCCCACAAGCGUGCUGAAAGUCUGUUGUAAAUUUUCUUUACUGUAAAAUAGCAUUGUAUCUGGUCAAACACAUUUUUUUCCAGAAGUUUACUAAGGGUUGGUAACAGGCUGAUUGGUCGGCUAUUUGAGCCAGUAAAGGGGCUUUAUUAUUCUUUGGUAGUGGAAUUACUUUUGCUUCCCUCCAGGCCUGAGGGCACACACUUUCUAGUAGGCUUAAAUUGAAGAUAUGGCAAAUAGGAGUGGCAAUGUCGUCUGCUAUUAUCCUCAGUAAUUUUCCAUCCACGUUGUCAGAUCCCGGUGGCUUGUCAUUGUUGAUAGACAACAAUCAUUUUUUUAUAUUUUCCGGAAUUUUAACCACUUUCCGGGGAUUUAAACGUUUUUACAGUCAUUUUCUUAAUGGGUGCAAGCUUAUUAGUAACUGGGAUAAGCAUUUUCAUAAAUGUGUCAACCUCAAUGUCUGUUUGCUCUUCAUUACACACCACGGACCAACAAAUAUUCUUUACAUCAACAACAAAGGAAUCACUACAAAACUUAUUGUAUGACUUCUUAUACACUAUAUUAUGCCCAGCCUUUGGAACUAGAUAUGGCUACUAUAUUAUAUCACUACAGCCCAUGGAUUUGGAUACUGCCUUCAAGCACAUUUCUGCAGUAUUAGUAAAGAUGUGAUCAAUACAUGUUGAUGAUUUAAUUCCUGUGCUGUUUGUAACUACCCUGGUUAGCAAUGUGUUGGAAAAGUGUAUGUCCAACUGAAGAGUUUAUUGCCAAAACGCUAUACACUGAGUGCACAAAACAUUAUGAACACCUGCUCUUUCCAUGACUUAGACUGACCAGGUGAAUCCAGGUGAAAACUAUGAUCCCUUAUUGAUGUCACUAACUAUUAUUUACAAUAACGGCCUACCCCGGCCAAACCCAGACGACGCUGGGCCAAUUGUGCGCCGCCCUAUGUCACUUGUUAAUCCACUUCAGUCAGUGUAGAUGAUGGGGAGGAGACAGGUUAAAGAAGGAUUUUUAAGCCUUGAGCCAAUGGAGACAUGGAUUGUGUAUGUGUGCCAUUCAGAGGGUGAAUGGGCAAGACAAAAUAUUAAAGUGCCUUAGAACAGGGUAUGAUAGUAGGUGCCAGGCACACCGGUUUGUGUCUAGAACUGCAACUCUGCUGGUUUUUUUUGACACUCAACUGUUUCCCCAUGUGUAUCAAGAAUGGUCCACCACCCAAAGGAUAUCCAGCCAACUUGACACAACAGUGGGAAGCAUUGGAGUCAACAUGGGCCAGCAUCCCUGUGGAACGCUUUCGACACCUUGUAGAGUCCAUGCCCCGAUGAAUUGAGUCUGUUUUGAGGGGGGGGGGGGGGUGCCCAACUCAAUAUUAGGAUGUGUUCCUAAUGUUUCGUACACUCAGUGUAUAUCAAUUUUCCCAAAUGUUGGUAAAUUAGCAUUUUUUGUUUAAAGAACUUAUGAAAGAGAUUGGUGUGUUUUUUUAACUAUCUAAUCAUGACAUGGGGUUGUUCAAUGAAAGACGUAUUUGUUUGAAAUCGAUCAAUUGAUGGUUACAUUUCAGAGAGACAUGUUUUUUUGCAAAACGCCAUAUAUCUGCCUCACUCUGAGAAAUAAAUAGUACUGCUAGGUUUUAUACUAUAAAACACGUAGUUAUUUGUUACAUUUGACUAAGAACUGCACAAAUAAUACAUUUGUGACGGCAAAAUAUGUUUUGCAUUAAUCAAUACAGUAAUGAGAUCUGUAUAUAAAACAUUUACAUUUGACAUUUUAGUAAUUUAGUAAAUGCUCUUAUCCCGAGUGACUUACAGUUAGUGCAUUCACAUAUCAUCAGUAAAUGAACAUUUCAUUCCAGCUAGACAAUGGAUAGUGUUUUGCAAAAAACAACAUUUUAAUACACACCUAAAAGUUAUUAAUAAAAAAUCUGAGCACAGUAAUAUUUUACACACACAUGAAGGUACCAAUAAACAAUCAUUUCUGGCAACAACAAAAAAAAAAACACAAAUGUUAAAAAUUUGUGGAUUUAACAUUUCGGAAAUAAACUCUCCAAGUCAAGAAAGCUUGCCAGCAGCCAGCGUCACUUACCGCGACUGGUACUUUCGGGUGCUUUUUCAAAGCCUAUGUCAUAUACUCCAGUGAGUGAAAUUAGCUCCAAUCAGUAUAAUUUGCUCAAUAUUCGGAGUUGAGAAAUAAAGUUGACGUCAUUAGAAAGAAGAUAUUCACCCCUUUUAUACUAUAGGUAUGUAAUUUUAAAAAAAUGUCGGUUGUUGCUAGUGAAAUUCAUAAAAACAUUGCAAUAAAAUAAAUCCACUUUUUUAAAAAUAUAUAUUUUCACGGACACCCUGUAGUCCCUCCGCAGACCCCCGGUUGAACGCCCCUGCUAUACUAUAUGAUACUAUAAUGUAAUGUCACUGUUCCAGGCUGUAGUCCCCACCUGCUUUAAGGAGACCACCAUCAUCCCAGUGCCCAAGAAAAACAAGGUGACAUGUCCAAAUGACUAUAGCUCCAUCGCACUCAACUCGGUCAUCAUGAAGUGCUUUGAGAGGCUGGUCAUGGCCCACAUCAAGCCCAGCAUGCCAGGCACACUGGACCCACUCCAAUUUGCCUACCGCUCCAACAGAUCCACGGAAGAUGCCAUUUCCAUCGCUAUUCAUUCACUAUUCAUUCGACAAGAGGAACACCUACUGUAUGUGAGCAUGCUGUUCAGCAUUCAACACUAUUGUUCCCUCCAAGCUUGACACCAAGCUCAGAGCCCUGGGUCUGGACACCACCCUCUGCAGCUGGAUCCUGGACCUCCCGAAGGGCAGACCACAGGCUUUGAGGAUUGGCAACAACACUUCCUCCACACUGACUCUUAACACAGGGACUCCCCAGGCGUCUGUCCUCAGUCCUCUGCUGUACUCCCUGUUCACCCACGACUGGUUGGCUUUGCACGACACCAACUCCAUCAUCAAGUUUGCUGAUGACACCACGAUUGUAGGCCUGAUAACCAACAACGACGAGUGAGCCUAUAGGGAGGAGGUAAGUGAACUGGCAUUAUUUUGUAAUGACAACAACCUCUCCCUCAACGUAAGCAAAACAAAGGAAUUGAUUGUUGACUUCAGGAAGCAGAGGAGGGAACAUGCCCCGAUCCACAUCAAUGGGACUGCAGUAGAGAGAGUUUUAAGUUCCUCGGCAUCCACAUAAAAGAGGACUAUUUAUGGACCAACAACACCACCACUCUUGUCAAGAGGGCGCAACAGUGUCUCUACUUCCCAACGUGGCUGAAGAAAUUCGGCAUGCCUGCUCCAGGUCCUCUCCACAUACUACCGCUGCUGUUCUCUCCCUUACUGUGGGGCAGAUGGUAUCGAAGCAUGAGGUCUGAUACCAACAGGCUCAGAGACAGUUUCGAUCUACAAGGCAUCAGACUGCUGAACACUUGAACUGGACUGACCACCUGCUCUGAUUCUCCGCACCUUAGCACACAUGCACUCAUUCAUGCACACACACACACACAUACAUUCAUGCUGAACACACAUCACAACUGCUGCUACCAGACUCUUAUUAUAAUGCUCAGUUUAUACACUGCCCCCCUCCCUCCCUCCAAUACACAUGUAAAUACAGUGGGGUAAAAAAAGUAUUUAGUCAGCCACCAAUUGUGCAAGUUCUCCCACUUAAAAAGAUGAGAGAGGCCUGUAAUUUUCAUCAUAGGUACACGUCAACUAUGACAGACAAAUUGAGAAAGAAAAUUCCAGAAAAUCACAUUGUAGGAUUUGUAAUGAAUUUAUUUGCAAAUUAUGGUGGAAAAUAAGUAUUUGGUCAAUAACAAAAGUUUAUCAAUACUUUGUUAUAUACCCUUUGUUGGCAAUGACACAGGUCAAACGUUUUCUGUAAGUCUUCACAAGGUUUUCACACACUGUUGCUGGUAUUUUGGCCCAUUCCUCCAUGCAGAUCUCCUCUAGAGCAGUGGUGUUUUGGGGCUGUCGCUGGGCAACACGGACUUUCAACUCCCUCCAAAGAUUUUCUAUGGGGUUGAGAUCUGGAGACUGGCUAGGCCACUCCAGGACCUUGAAAUGCUUCUUACGAAGCCACUCCUUCGUUGCCCGGGCAGUGUGUUUGGGAUCAUUGUCAUGCUGAAAGACCCAGCCACGUUUCAUCUUCAAUGCCCUUGCUGAUGGAAGGAGGUUUUCACUCAAAAUCUCACGAUACACGGCCCCAUUCAUUCUUUCCUUUACACGGAUCAGUCAUCCUGGUCCCUUUGCAGAAAAACAGCCAAAAAGCAUGAUGUUUCCACCCCCAUGCUUCACAGUAGGUAUGGUGUUCUUUGGAUGCAACUCAGCAUUCUUUGUCCUCCAAACACGACGAGUUGAGUUUUUACCAAAAAGUUCUAUUUUGGUUUCAUCUGACCAUAUGACAUUCUCCCAAUCCUCUUCUGGAUCAUCCAAAUGCACUCUAGCAAACUUCAGACGGGCCUGGACAUGUACUGGCUUAAGCAGGGGGACACGUCUGGCACUGCAGGAUUUGAGUCCCUGGCGGCGUAGUGUGUUACUGAUGGUAGGCUUUGUUACUUUGGUCCCAGCUCUCUGCAGGUCAUUCACUAGGUCCCCCCGUGUGGUUCUGGGAUUUUUGCUCACCGUUCUUGUGAUCAUUUUGACCCCACGGGGUGAGAUCUUGCGUGGAGCCCCAGAUCGAGGGAGAUUAUCAGUGGUCCUGUAUGUAUUCCAUUUCCUAAUAAUUGCUCCCACAGUUGAUUUCUUCAAACCAAGCUGCUUACCUAUUGCAGAUUCAGUCUUCCCAGCCUGGUGCAGGUCUACAAUUUUGUUUCUGGUGUCCUUUGAUAGCUCUUUGGUCUUGGCCAUAGUGAAGUUUGGAGUGUGACUGUUUGAGGUUGUGGACAGGUGUCUUUUAUACUGAUAACAAGUUCAAACAGGUGCUAUUAAUACAGGUAACGAGUGGAGGACAGAUGAGCCUCUUAAAUAAGAAGUUACAGGUCUGUGAGAGCCAGAAAUCUUGCUUGUUUGUAGGUGACCAAAUACUUAUUUUCCACCAUAAUUUGCAAAUAAAUUCAUUAAAAAUCCUACAAUGUGAUUUUCUGGAUUUUCUUUUCUCAAUUUGUCUGUCAUAGUUGACGUGUACCUAUGAUGAAAAUUACAGGCCUCUCUCAUCUUUUUAAGUGGGAGAACUUGCACAAUUGGUGGCUGACUAAAUACUUUUUUUCCCCACUGUAUUGGACUAUAAAUUGUGCCUUCAUGUAUUAUACUUAUGCUAAAAUGUUUAUUCUAUUCUACUGAGCCAUUUACUUUAUGUUCGUAUUCUUAUCUUUUAUUAUUUCCUAUUGUUGUUGCAUUGUUGAGAAGUAACCCACAAGUAAGUAAGUGUUGCAGUACUUGAAACUUGUCUUGCAUAAUCUGUCCAACUAAAAUGCAUAUUGCGUGUGUUUCUACGCUAGUGGACAAUGAGGCCAAGAUUAGGUGUCCAUAUUAGGACAGCCUCAGAGUCACUCGGACUACAGCACAGCCUCAAAACUCCAAGUGACACUGACACAACUUCUAUGGACGUGUGAAUAUGAACACUGUAAACAUAGACACUGAACCCUUAGCAUCUCUCACUCACUCUCUCACUCAGCUCUCUAGGCAGCAGCUAGUGUUCCAGCAGCUCCUCCAGCAGCAGCUGUUCAAAGUGCAGAGACCAGGCCUGGCCUCCCACACCUUGUCUCCAGGUAAAUCCUCUCUACUGUAGCUAACUCCUUGGUUUACUUAGCGCCGGGGUUCCCAAACUUUUUUGGCCCGUGACCCCAUUUUGAUAUUUUAAAAAAAUCACGGCCACACCAAAAAAAGUAAUGAAAUCAACAGCCAAUGUUUACUUUUUUAUUUGGGGCUAUGACAGUCUAUUACAAAUCAGUCUGACAGUACUUUCAAUCUGAAGGAAGUAUGGUUUGAAGGGUAACGUUUUACUUUGACCUCACAGCCAUUACGCAUUCAUUACACCUCUAUAAACAUUUAAUGAUUGUUAUAAAAGGUCCCAACCGCAUUAUUAAAGGUUCAUGAAAUAUUUUCAUAGUAUAUCUAUAGAGCAUUCAUGACAUGCUAUGCAAGAGCUCAUAUUUAGGUAUCGUGAUAGAUGUAGUGUCCUCAUUAUAGCUGUUCUCAAAACUGUGUUUUAUAUAUUAUGCUGAUAUAUAGCCUAUACCAGCCCCAUUUCCCCCACCGGCCAGUUUACUACUAAUACAGCUACUACUACUACUACUACUACUACUCCUCGAGGUCAAUUGUGCAUGAAGAUCCCCACACGGUUAAAUCCUCAGGGUAAAUUUUAUGGAUCAAAUUGCGUAUUUGAGGGUCAUAUCAAAACUUUAUCGUAAGUCAUUACCAGCCCUCCUCCACAUCAGUAUUAAGUUGGUCAUACUGGUCUAUAACGCACACAUGAAGGGUCUAUGUAUGAAUUCUAUGCAGUCAAUGUAAAGUAAAAUCUAUUUUCCCAUUCAUAAAGCAUUUAUAAACAUUACUCACUUAUCAAAAAGAAUAUGGACACAACACAGAAUGUUAAUAAAAAAUGUACUUUUCCUUAGAAUUUACCAGAUGUAAUGUUAGCUAGCGCUGAGGACCUCGCCGAAGAAUCCUUGCUACAAUUUACACUAUUUUUUUUUCUUUAAUAGAUUGAACAAAGAUUCAUAUUCAAACCAUUCAAAUUCAAUUGCCCAAUUCAGACUCAUAACAAUAACUAUUAUAGUGUGUAAAAUGUUCUAACACAGGGUGGUAAAGCUAGAUAUGAGGUCUUUCAUAGCAUAACAUGAAUGCGCUAUAGAUAUAUUUCAUUAACCUUUAAUAAUGCAUUUCGGACCUGUUCUAACACAUUCAUGAAAUGCUUAUAGAUGUGUAAUGAAUGCAUAUUGGAUGUAGUCAAAGUAAAAUUUUGUUACCUCAGAAUAUCAUCCGGCAAUUGUGUAUGAUCUUCUGUGUAGAAAUGAACACAAUCAUUGCUUUCAAUUAUGUUCCCCCCCGCAUUUAGCGGAUAUCGGAGGUUACUCACGUUACCACAGUUCUAUGAACCAAGCAGCGCAUGUCAUUAUUUUCCAGAGUUUCCCUCGCGACCCCAUUUUCAAAUCAGGCGACCCAACAUAUUCUCAUCAAGUAGACUCUUAAAUCUUCCCUUACUUCCACUGCUCAGAAAGACUCAAGUAUGACUAUACCCCUACCUACACAUACUCUCUCCCUAAAGCUAUACCCUUUAACCCCAGUGUUGCAAGGUAAUAUUGUACAUGUAUGUCUGUGUGUUUCAGCUGGCUUGAGUACUAUUGAGCUCCAGCAGAUAUGGAAGAAGCUGACCAAUGGCACAAUGGAAGAUAAAAGCACAAAGGCUAGCUGUCCAGACCGUUUCACCGCCACCACCAGCACCCUGUCCCCUACUGAACCCAUAACCACAGCCAAAGCAUCAAUGUCAACCACCCACAACUUCCCUACCAACGGCCAAUAUCUUAGUUCCAGCCCAGGACAAGGGUAAAGCAUUCUCCAUAACACUUUACAAUAAAGGUAUAUGGAUUAGAACCCUUACGGCACAUGUGUCAAGCAUUAAGGCCAGCUGGCCGAAUCCGACGCAUGACACAUUUCUAUCCGGCCUGCGCAAUUAUUUGGGUUGUCAAUUCAUUUUGGCCAGCUUCCAUACAGCCCGCAAUGCUCUGCACUACAAGUCACAGCAAGCACUGCCAACGUGCUGCACGCCAAAUGGCAGUGCAUUGCCACACACACACCCCUCUUCCCAACCCACACACACUCACCAGCCAUCCAGUGCACUGUACCAUAUCAUCACUAAUGGCAUUGACCAAAUAUUCUACCAGACCAAAAGUUUAAAGGUGUUGUAGGCUAAAUGUCCAUGCCAAGUUUCGGUUCCAACAGAAAAUAUAAUCUUGGUUGUCAAAAAGUUAUAUGAUGCAGUAAAGGAUUCACACGCGUUUAUAAAUUACUGUACUAUUAAAGUACAAUAGUACACACAAGUGAGUAUAAAUGAGUCAACAGUUGAGUCAUCUACUUUAUGAAAAUGAUGUGCUCACAUCUGUGAAUUCAACAUCGAUUGUGCUGCUUUCGUGUGUAUGGAGGGAAAGUGUACAGACACAUGGCACAGUCCUAGCUAAGCUACUAAAAUGUUGCACUCUGGCUUUGGUUUUAAAAGCUUGACAAUGAAUAACCAAAAAACUAAACCUGCAACAAAUCACCAUGCAACGGAGAAACAUGUAGGCCUAUUACAGCAACAUUUAAGUAGUUGCCUAGGCUGGCUAGUCAACUACAAGACAUUUUGAGUGCACCAUACAGAAAUGCUGCAUUCAACCACACCAGAAACAUGUUUUAAUUUUAAAUGUUAAACCAACCUAACUACAUUUUUGUUAUUUGGAGUUAUUAAAUACUUUUUGAUUAGGGUCACAGCAUAUUAUGCAAGUAUAGCAGCAAAGGCUGCACAAAUAUUAUUGGUCUUAUUUUGUUUUAAGAUGUUAAAAAUGCUUUACACAACGGGUGGGUCUAAUCCUGAAUGCUGAUUGGUUAAAAGCGUAUUCCAGCCGGUGUCUAUUCCACAAGUUACCACCGGCUAAAUCUAUGACAUUAAAAUGCCUAUUUACCCUGUUCUAUCUGACUGCGCAAUCCACUGUCUAAUCAGAACAGCCAAGCAAUUAAUAAACUUGAUCUCCACCAUAAAAAGCAUCUAGACAUUAUCUUACAUUUCUUUUAGACUAACAUUUAGUUUUCAUCUUCGUCAUAUAUACAUAAGUGGACAUUAUGAAGAGCCAUAUUUUUUUAAUAAAACAAUGGACAGUUUGGGUUGCAGUUGUAUGCAAAAAAAUAAAAAGAUAAUAGGCUAUGUCUUGCCCACGAAUUUGUUGUAUUUUCUCAAUAUGGCCCUUGUGCUGAUUGAGUUUGAGACCCCUGCCUUAGGGUAAAGUGGUACCACUUUCUCUGUGCAGCCUACUGAAAAAAUACAGUUAAAACGGUCUGUUUGUAAACAUCAAUGAAGAUGUUAGCCACAGACAGCUUCACUUACCCAAGUCGUUUGUUCUCAAUUUUAGUAAGAGUGCACGUUUAUUCCCACUGGGACUACGUAUUUUGUUUGUUUGUUGUUUUGCUUUAGGUUUUUAUCAGCAAAAUCUGUAGUAACGUUUAUAGUAAAACACUGUAGCAGCUUGUUCAAAAUCAAAAGCAAGGUGUUUUUCAUUUUGAUUUUAACCCCUCAUUGUUCCUCAUACGCUGUAAAAAAAAAAGAAAAAAAUAUAUAUAUAUUAUUUUUGUUUUUAAUGUUUUAUCUUUAUGAUGCUGAUGCUCUUUUGUAUGUGUAACCCUUCCUCCUGUACCUACAGCUUGCUGAAUGUGGAUCGAGCAAUCAUACACUCACUCUAUGGAUAUGGUGUGUGUAAUUGGCCGGGCUGUGAGUCUGUUUGUGAAAACAUCAGCCAGUUUAUCAAGUACGUUUUCCUAUGGAGAGUGUAUGUAUAGUGUAUAAACUCGGAGAGCAGUUUCUGUGUGCGCGUGUGUGUGUAUCACCCCAGUAACUCAUGUGAGCGUUCUCAGGCACCUGAGUAUUGAGCACAUGCUGGAUGACAGGAGCACGGCCCAGUGCAGAGUCCAGAUGCAGGUGGUGCAGCAGUUAGACCUCCAGGUGAGUGAGUGAGUGAGUGAGUGAGUGAGUGAGUGAGUGAGUGUGUGAGAGACACUGUUGUGACGGAGUACCUCAGCUCAAACUACUCUGGGGUCUCUUCACCUCCUCUCGCUCCCUCUAUCCCUUGGUACCUUUCUCUCUCCUCUCCCUCCCUCUUUCCUCCUCCUCUUGCACUCUCUCUCCUCCUUUCUCGCUCCACCUCUCCUCUAUCAGCUCUCUAAAGAACGGGACCGUCUCCAAGCUAUGAUGGCCCACUUGCACCUGUCACCUUUGGAACCACAGUCCCCUUCCAAACCUGUAAGUAUACAGACAGACCACACGUAAAAAGCCUAUAGUAUCUCACAGAAAAUGACCUAUUCAGUCAACAGGUAUAACGCGCUUUGAAGAAUGACGAGUUGUGAACAACAGAGAAAUAGCUAUAUGAUUCUAAAUUGUAUGGUUCUUUAGAGAUAAUGCUAUACCAUAAAUAUCCCAUCAGAAAUCCAAGUAUAGGUGUAGGUGACACUAUACACGAGCAUGAGCAGGCAAAUGAUACCUACUGUAUGCGUCCCAAAUAGCCCUGAGUAUACAAAACAUUAAGAACACCUGCUCUUUCCAUGACAUAGACUGACCAGACCACGCUCACCAGUUUCCUGUGUGUAUCAAGAAUGGUCCACCCAAAGGACAUCCAGCCAACUUCACACAACUGUGGGAAGCAUUGGAGUCAACAUGGGCCAGCAUCCCUGUGGAACGCUUUGGACACCUUGUAGAGUCCAUGCGCCGACAAAUUGAGUCUGUUCUGAGGGCAAAAGGGGAUGCAACUCAAUAUUAGGAAGGUGUUUGUAAUGUUUCGUACACUCAGUUGAUAUGAGUCCAGAUCUAUAAUAAGUGAGGUUAUAUCUGAUUGUAAAAGGUGCAGCAUGGGAUGAAAGCACCAACAGUUCUGCCCCUUUGGCCUGGAGUGAAUGAGGGAAACCGUCAUAGUCCUUGUGGAUCUCUUAGCGGCCUACAAGGGGAGUCAGACUUCUCUUAUCAGGAUCACUGGGCCUAGAGAACACUAACAGAGGCUAUUGUAAAAAUUUGAUGUGUAAGCAAUUGUUGAGCAAAAGGUGCCUGCGUGUGUAUAUGAAAAGCUAAGGUGACAUUUGACCUCUACCAACCACAUCAAAAUGGAAGAUGAGAGAUUUUAGUUAGUCAUUUUUGAGAGAAUGUUUUCAAAUGGACUCAACAGGUUGCCCACAUUCAAUUGGUAUUGCUUUUUCAGAAGAUGACUGUCCUUCAUUAUAUUUCUUUAUUAAGGGUUCACAGCGAAGCUGUGAAACCUUUUGUUAUUCUCUGAAUGCUAUUUUUUUUCUUGACAUGGUCAAAAAACUCAAGCAUAGAUUAACUUGGCAUUCAGAAAGUAGAGGCCAUGAGUAAGUUGGUUAAAAAAUAAUGUCACCGAUUGGCCUAUAGCUGGUGCUGUUAUAACCAGUCUCACUUAAACCCUCAUAUCCGCUGCCCCGUUUGACCUAGAGACUUGAAACGUUGUAUGUAGGUGUCUUUAUUCAUGCUGAACCAAUUUGCCUCAAGGUUGUUUCAUAACUGAUAUUUCCUAUAAAAUAAAAACUUGUUCAAAUCAUUGAUCACAGUAAGAUUUAGUUUUUUUUUUAAUGCUGUUUACAUCAGACCGUGAUCAGACAUUUUGUAGACAGCAGGCUAAGACACAAGCUUGGAUAAUAGAGAAGCUAAUUAUUAACUAAUCUAGCUAACAUGGUGCUGUAAUCACAAUACUUAUGAUACAAUUUCACCCUUUAAUCACUGAUGAUUGACUUCCUUCUCCAAAGGAUAUUAGUGGAAACACCACUGAUGAAGCAAAUCCAAUCGCAUCGAUCACAGCCAUUUAAAAAGCUCCCUCCUCUCCCUCUGGUCUGUUUCUUUCCUCUCCUCCCCUCCCCUCUCACUUUGUUUCUCUCUCUCCUUUUCCACCCUGGUCUGUGUUGUUUCUCUUCUUCUUCUUCUUCUUCUUCUUCUUCUUCUUCUUCUUCUUCUUCUUCUUCUUCUUCUUCUUCUUCUUCUUCUUCUUCUUCUUCUUCGUGUGCAGCAGAGUUCUGGGUCCAGUGUCACCAUGUCCAAGAGCCUGCCACCACUGUCCCCUCCAGAUGACCCUCGGGUAUCCCCAACGGCCCCUGUCACCUCCCAAUCCCCACCCCAGGGGCCUGCAGGACUCUGCCCCACAAGUGUGGGGGCAAUGCGAAGACACCACUCAGACAAGCACCCCUCUCUCUGCUCUCUGUCUUCAGGUAACAACCCGCAUAGAUGUCAACACAGUCCAUACUGAAUAGAUGUACAUAGCUUUGUCCCUGCUUCACUGUUGCUCCAGUCUUGUGAUAUGAGAAAGUAAAUAUUGUCCUUUGCAUGUCCUUUUCAAUAUCAUCUGUGACAUGUAUUUAAUACUCAGGAUCUUUGCUGAAUAUUAACCAAGCUGGUUGAAAUAUCCUUGUGAAUGAAAUUAACCAAUUGUGCAAUGUAUUUAUUUUUUAAAUAGAAAUUAGCCCAAAUCAUGAGAUGUACAGAAAUGCAUAUAUCAGGCCACCUUUUACCUAUGCUACGCUGAUAAGACAGGUAAGAAGAAAUUAACUUAACUUGUUAACUUGUAGUUUCCCCUGUAAUCCCUGUGUAAAAAGGUGUAUAUCAGCAGUCGCCCCAUUUGAUGGGUUACAACCUACAUGUUUUUAUUGUCAUCGUUUUAGGCUAUAAUGGAUGCAUCGGACAUGCAGUUAACACUUAAUGAGAUAUACAGCUGGUUUACACAGACCUUUGCCUACUUCAGACGCAAUGCUGCAACGUGGAAGGUACUAUACUGACUUAAUCUUUGUUAUAAUGUUGGUUAUGAUUUACAAGUUGAAAAUGAUAGUGUACAGCAUCCAUAUUAGGAAGUCGUCAGUUGUCAGUUUUGUCUGACAAGUGACGACUUCCUAAUAUGGAUGCCAUAAUUGUGAUAACGUCUCCCUUGAGUUCUGUAUGUGCAGCCUUUUCUGACCCUAUAAUCCCUGUAAAACACACACAGAAUGCAGUCCGCCACAACCUGAGCCUGCACAAGUGUUUUGUGCGUGUGGAAAACGUGAAGGGGGCCGUGUGGACAGUGGACGAGGUGGAGUACCAGAGAAGGAGGUCUCAGAAGAUCACAAGGUAUUGUAUAUUGGGUUGAUACUUUUAUAAAAUGAUAUAGAGCAUACAGUUAUUUAUUUAUUUCACCUUUAUUUACCCAAGCAAGUCAGUUAAGAACAAAUUCUUAUUUACAAUGAAGAGAGUGUUAUGACUCUAAAUUGGCCUUUUAUACAGUAUUUUGUACACAUACUGUAUGUAUUUGUUUUACGGAGGUCUAUUCUAAAAUGCACGGCUGUCCAGAUUUUUUUAACUUUGUUUUGAAAGGAAAGAGAUCGAACCAGUCAGAUUUAAUUCGUGUCAGUUAAACCUUGCCUCUAACUAUAUAAUUUGCCUUUGAGUUGUAUUGAUUUACUGGCCCUUUAUAUGAAAUGUACAGUAUGAGAACAUAUUGCUAUAACAACUUGUCAUUUUGUAGAAGCCCAAUGCUAGGGAAGAAACUUCUCUCCAGCCUGGCUUAUGGGACUGCUCUUAAUACCAGUUUAAAAGUGAGUGUACCUUUAUUAAUAAUCUUCAGAACUGUUACAAAAUGCAUUUCACUGUACUUGUGCAUGAACAUUAAAACUUGAAACUUAAUGAUGUUAACUGUAAGGAUUUCUUUCCUAAUAAUAAUGUAAAAUUAACACAUUUGAAGAAAGACCUGUGUGAAGGCCAACUUACAGAAGAGGAACUUUUUGUAGCAAUUAAAUCUUUUCAGUCUGGAAAAACACCAGGGCUUGAUGGUAUACCAGCAGAGGUAUAUCAGCAUGUUUUAAUUAAUCUAUAAAAAUGGUAGACUUUCAGGUACUCAACAAGAAGGUCUGAUUUCAUUACUACUAAAACAGGACCCAGGUGGUAAGUAUAAAGAUCCAGUCCAUUUAAAAAAACUGGAGUCCUCUUACACUUCAAUGUUGUGAUGCGAAAAUCCUGGCGAAAUGCAUAGCACAUAGAAUAAAAAACGUUUUACUAGAUAUUGUUCAUCCUGAUCAGACAGGUUUUUUACAUGGACGAUAGAUAAUAUAUGACAAUUACUUAAACAAUUGAACAUUAUGAAACAUCAAAGAUACCAGGCCUGUUCUUCAUAUAAGAUUUUGAAAAGGUGUUUGAUAAAGUAUGACUAGAAUCUAUAUAUAAACGCCUGGAUUACUUUAAUUUUGGUGAAUCUCUUACAGUGGAGGGAAAAAAGUAUUUGAUCCCCUGCUGAUUUUGUACGUUUUCCCACUGACAAAGAAAUGAUCAGUCUAUAAUUGUAAUGGUAGGUUUAUUUGAACAGUGAGAGACAGAAUAACAACAACAAAAUCCAGAAAAACGCAUGUCAAAAAUGUUAUAAAUUGAUUUGCAUUUUAAUGAGGGAAAUAAGAAUUUGACCCCCUCUCAAUCAAAAAGAUUUUUGGCUCCCAGGUGUCUUUUAUACAGGUAACGAGCUGAGAUUAGGAGCACACUCUUAAAGGGAGUGCUCCUAAUCUCAGCUUGUUACCUGUAUAAAAGACACCUGUCCACAGAAGCAAUCAAUCAAUCAGAUUCCAAACUCUCCACCAUGGCCAAGACCAAAGAGCUCUCCAAGGAUGUCAGGGACAAGAUUGUAGAACUACACAAGGCUGGAAUGGGCUACAAGACCAUCGCCAAGAAGCUUGGUGAGAAGGUGACAACAGUUGGUGCGAUUAUUCGCAAAUGGAAGAAACACAAAAGAACUGUCAAUCUCCCUCGGCCUUGGGCUCCCUGCAAGAUCUCACCUCGUGGAGUUGCAAUGAUCAUGAGAACGGUGAGGAAUCAGCCCAGAACUACACGGGAGGAUCUUGUCAAUGAUCUCAAGGCAGCUGGGACCAUAGUCACCAAGAAAACAAUUGGUAACACACUACGCCGUGAAGGACUGAAAUCCUGCAGUGCCUGCAAGGUCCCCCUGCUCAAGAAAGCACAUAUACAGGCUCGUCUGAAGUUUGCCAAUGAACAUCUGAAUGAUUCAGAGGAAUUGGGUGAAAGUAUUGUGGUCAGAUGAGACCAAAAUCGAGCUCUUUGGCAUCAACUCAACUCGCCGGGUUUGGAGGAGGAGGAAUGCUGCCUAUGACCCCAAGAACACCAUCCUCACCGUCAAACAUGGAGGUUUGGGAGUGUUUUUCUGCUAAGGGGACAGGACAACUUCACCGCAUCAAAGGGACGAUGGACGGAGCCAUGUACCGUCCAAUCUUGGGAGAGAACCUCCUUCCCUCAGCCAGGGCAUUGAAAAUGGGUCGUGGAUGGGUAUUCCAGCAUGACAAUGACCCAAAUCACACGGCCAAGGCAACAAAGGAGUGGCUCAAGAAGAAGCACAUUAAGGUCCUGGAGUGGCCUUGCCAGUCUCCAGACCUUAAUCCCAUAGAACAUCUGUGGAGGGAGCUGAAGGUUCGAGUUGCCAAACGUCAGCCUCGACACCUUAAUGACUUGGAGAAGAUCUGCAAAGAGGAGUGGACAAAAUCCCUCCUGAGAUGUGUGCAAACCUGGUGGCCAACUACAAGAAACGUCUGACCUCUGUGAUUGCCAACAAGGGUUUUGCCACCAAGUACUAAGUCAUGUUUUGCAGAGGGCUCAAAUACUUAUUUCCCUCAUUAAAAUGAAAAUCAAUGUAUAACAUUUUUGACAUGCGUUUUUCUGGAUUUUUUUGUUUGUAUUCUGUCUCUCACUGUUCAAAUAAACCUACCAUUAAAAUUAUAGACUGAUCAUUUCUUUGUCAGUGGGUAAACGUACAAAAUCAGCAGGGGAUCAAAUACUUUUUUCCCUCACUGUAUGUCUGUAAUUUAACAAUGAAGUAAGGUAUUGCGGAAGUUUGCACAAGAGGGCCUUUGUUUAAGGGCCUUAUAAACAAAAAGAGAGCAGUGCAUUGAUCUACGAGACUUAAGAGAGGGCCAGCCUUGCUGAUACAGAAUGCAGUGAUGUGUACUGAACCUAUCGCCCAUUAUAAAGAAUAGUGUGCUAUGAUAAACUGUGUCUAGUGGCUUUAAUACAGUGGCAAUUGCAUUCAUAUAAACGAUAUCGCCAUAGCCUAAAGCCGGAAUGAAUAUAGACUGUAUGAUUUGUUUUUCUGCUUUUUAACAAAAGGCAUGCCCUAUUCAACAGAAUGGGCAACAGAAUACUCUGUAAAUAAUUUUGUAUUUGAACCCAGGUCUGCAAGACGCUGAUUAUUUAUUAUUUACCUUUAUUUAAUCAGGGAGUCACCAUUGAGACCAGUGUCUCUUUUACAAUGGAGCCCUGCAUAUACUAUUUCAUAAAAUACAUACAAAAUCAAAUACAAUAUAAAAUAAAUAAAAUACAGCAUAACACAUAUUACACAAACAAACAUAAAUAUACACAAAACACAGUCAACUAAAACAAAUACAUUCUUCGUUAUAAAAAUCCUCUGUCCACUGCCUGAACUGCACUAGGUACAAUAACACAUCAAUUCAAAAAGUGUUUUUGGAGAUAAUUCCAAACAUGUGGAGCAAGAAAACAAAAGGCUGACUUACCUAACUCUGUAGACACCAAAGGAGUCUCUAGAGUUAACCAACCCCGUGAACGUGUUUGAUGACUUGUCAUUUUAAAUCUUAACAGAGAAGAUGGGUAAGUCGGAAGCUUUGUAAACAAAAAGAGUGUAAUGAUGUGAUCUACGUUCAAAGAGGUCCAGCCAACCUUUUGGAAAAGAAUACAGUGAUAGCAUUGUGUCAAGUCACUCCAGUUCAAACUGACCGUGGCGUGUGCACAAAGUAGCCCAUCAUAACUUUUUCCAACUGAUCUGUCAAUGGCACCUGCUAAAUUCAGGGCAUCGAUAUUGUUGAGAAAAGUAUCAAAACCUUUGUAGUUCUCGAUGGCUGAAGUUAUAUCUUUCAAAAAAGUUGCGAUAGAAAGGAUUAUCAACACAUACUGAGCAGCUCACGUUAUAGACAGAAAGAAGCAUGCUACAUGUGAGACCAAUCCAAACUCAUCUCCCGGCAUGUCCAGCCCAUCCAUUAUCUCAGCCAAUCAUGGCUAGCGGGAAGGUUCCUGUCUUUGUCUGUGUCUAAAUCAACUAGGCUCGUAAUUUAACAAUUGUAUUUGUGUUUACAGAUGGAAUACAAGUUUGUUAUUAAGGCAUAUGAAGGUUCAUAUGUUCCAGAAUACAUUUCUGCCAAAAAAACGCAUUUUGAUAAACAUCAAAAAAAUGUUAAAAUGCCUCUCCUGUGUGAGCUUCCUGAAAAGGGUCACAUUUGACAGUUUUCCAGAAUUUAGUUGGGUUCCCCUUACAAUCAGAAAGAUUGGUUACAUAAGAAUCAGAAUUAGCCUUUUUGAUAUGUUUUACACAUUGAUCAUCAGUUGCCUAAAAUAUUGCCAAUCUGGGCCUAAACCUGUGUUCCUGGCCUUGACCCAGGCUAAAUGUAUCUUAUGAAUGACUUCGGAUAAAUCAGGAAUGAACCAAGCAUUCAAUCUACCUUUAACUCUCAAGAAAGCUUAAAGCUAAGUCCGGUUCAGGGAUAGCUGCGAUACAAUCAAGGUCACUAAAAUAGCUUGUUCACUAAAGUUUUUUUAAGUUCCUCUUAGUGUUGACAUGAGGCUUAUGAGUGAUACAUCGUGUCAUCCAUUCCCUCCCAAUCCCAUCUAGUCAGGCUCCACUGACUGAGACUGAUUUGACUGUAUUAAAGAACAGGAGCCCUGCAGGCCUGAUAGGCAGCAGUUAUUUGGGUCUGGUACACGGGACCAAGUCACUGAAACAUCCGGACCUCCAGGACACCAACGGACACCGCAGCCAACACUCCACUUCACUGGCCCAGCUGUGA